AUGCUAACACCCGAUAACCAAGCUCCACAAAACCAGACUUUUCAGAACCAGCCUCCACCGGUAAACUAUAAGGCGCCCCAAAGGAAACCUAUGAGAGCAUUCACCCCUCUGUCGGAAUCGAGGACAAGUCUAUUUGCCAAGCUAAGGGAUGCUGGGCGAGUAAAUGUCGUCCCACCUAAACCUGCUAACCCUACUGAUCAAUGGUACAGGCCAGAUCUCACUUGCGCCUAUCAUUCUAACCAAGCUGGCCAUCCCACUGAAUAUUGCAUAAACCUGAGACACAAAUUACAGGACAUGAUUAAAAAUCGUGAGCUCAUCUUAGAGCCAACACCUUCAAAUGUGGACACAAAUCUUCUCCCAAAGCAUGGAGGGAACCAAAUUCACAUAAUAGAGAGAGGUGAUGAGUGGGAAGAAAGCCCAACUAUAAUUCGUCCAAAUGUUGAAGGAUUAGAGAGCACUGUCGCCUCAUUGUCACUACAAGAGCGAGAAGAAGUGGUAGACCCUCUGACAAAGGGAUCUGAGAUAUCUGCCAUAGCCAAAAGAGAACCUUUCAUGCUCAAGUACUCCUCAACGGUUUCUCGAGUUCACAACGAACCGUUCGUACUCAGAACAUCAGCAUCAAUUGAGAAUAAACCCUUUCUGAUCAAACCACCGCACCAAAUGAUGAUCAACAAAGAUAAAGAAAUAGCUAAUGUGGUUCAGGGUAUGACCAGGUCAGGAAGGUGUUAUGCCCCAGAAGAACCUGUGCCCGAAGUGCCUCGUCGCGAAAACCCUCAGAAGAAGCCGAUAGCUGAAGGUGAAGCUGGAAAUUUCUUGAGGCAAAUGCCGGUCAUGGAUUAUUUGAUUGUUGAGCACCUGCAUAAAAAUCCUACUAGGAUAUCAGUAAUGUCACUACUAUUCAGUUCAUCCCAACAUCGUCUAGCCUUAAUGAAAGCCUUGGAUGAAAUCCAAGUACCUAUCGGCACCACGAGCGAAACAUUUGCCGAAAUUAUGGGGUAUGUUGUGCGAGCUCAUAGGCUGUCAUUUUCUGACGAUGAAUUACCAAGAGAGGGGAAGUCCCACAAUAAAACCCUGCACAUAACAGUAAAAUACCGUGACAAAAUUAUCCCACAAGUACUGAUUGAUGGGGGAGCUGGGCUGAAUGUAUGCCCUGUGACGACUCUGAAACAGCUCGGAUAUGAUAUUGGUAAAAUCCGCCAGAGUCGGACCAACGUAAAAGCUUAUGAUGGUGCAACCAGCGACCCGAUUGGAGAAAUAGAUUUACACAUAUAG
This is a messenger RNA of Lycium barbarum (goji berry), 1272 nucleotides long. RefSeq lists its product as uncharacterized. The transcript has a single exon. The record is from RefSeq and is a predicted model, not a curated record. Bases 1 to 1272 code for a protein of 423 amino acids. NCBI's taxonomy places the organism in Eukaryota, Viridiplantae, Streptophyta, Magnoliopsida, Solanales, Solanaceae.